This is a messenger RNA of Oncorhynchus tshawytscha (Chinook salmon), 4117 nucleotides long. Its product is annotated as mitogen-activated protein kinase 8B. The record is from RefSeq and is a predicted model, not a curated record. Lineage: Eukaryota; Metazoa; Chordata; Actinopteri; Salmoniformes; Salmonidae. Gene Ontology annotation, biological process: JNK cascade; protein phosphorylation. The coding region runs from base 1056 to 2372 and encodes 438 amino acids. The transcript has 11 exons. Gene Ontology annotation, molecular function: ATP binding; JUN kinase activity. Gene Ontology annotation, cellular component: nucleus; cytoplasm.
ACAGGCCUCUCUCAUCUUUUUAAGUGGGAGAACUUGCACAAUUGGUGGCUGACUAAAUACUUUUUUGCCCCACUGUACCUCACCCAACAAAUGAAUGGUAAAGAUUAGCACCGCAGAUCUGUAAAUUGCAUUAUGCUUAUCUUCUCCAUUCAUUUUGGGAAUGUGGCAUUUACAUUGUAGCUCCUUCUACAAAAAAUAAUGCCUGGGAUAUGUACUUAUCUGAAGAGAAGAUCGCUUUUGAGGUUUGAAAAUAUCAUCUGAUUUUGGAGUGUCAUGACCCUUGAGCAGUAAUUUUGUUAGGACUGAGUGGUUUGAGUGGGGAGGAGAAAACUGGAAAUGAUCUGUUAUUGGCAUAGAGGUUUGGAACUAUCUUAUUGGUCUAUUAACUAAUUUACUGCCUGGUGAUGUCACCAGCAGGGUUGGGUAGGUUACAUUUGAAAUAUAAUCCAUUACAGUUACUAGUUACCUGUCCAACUUUUUUUUAAUCAUUAACAUAACUUUUGGAUUACCCAAACUCAGUUACUUUUAGAUUACUUUCACAUUAGAAGAAUACAUAAAUUAAUUUGACCAUUUGAAUAACUUCUAUUGCAGGAUAAAUCACUGGUAGAUUUUACAUAGCUGGCCAUAAAUGGUUGUUGCAUUUUACUUGGGUUGGUUAACUAGGCUUAUUCUAACCCAUUGCUUUCCACUUUAAUACAUAUAAUAAUAUUAUUAGGCUAUAUCUUUACAAAAUCAAAGUCUAUCAGAUUUGCAAUGUUAAUUACCAUAACAAAACAAAAACAAUAACAAAGGCACUGGGGCGAACAGUGGCUCUGUUUCCCCUAAUGCAGAUUUGAUCUUUAAAGCUAAAAACAUAUGCACUUCAGAACAUACGUAGCUACUUGUGUUCUGAUCAUAAAAAUAUGUUAUUCUCUCUCUCUUUCUCUUUCUGUGUGUAUGUGUGUGUGUGUGUGUGCAUGCGUUUGUGCAUUUGUGUGCGUGAGUGCGUGCAUGUGGGUCAAUAGUCCAGAGAGCAUAGUUUGGAUGCCCAGAAAGCAGCUCCUCAAGGUUUCAUCAUGAAUAAAAACAAGCGAGCAGAAGAGAGGGAGCUUUACAGUUUAGAUGUCGGAGAUUCCACCUUCACUGUUCUGAAAUGCUACCAGAAUCUAAGGCCCAUCGGCUCAGGAGCACAGGGAAUCGUCUGUUCAGCGUAUGACCACAACCUUGAGAGAAAUGUGGCUAUUAAGAAGUUAAGUCGGCCGUUCCAGAACCAGACGCAUGCCAAGAGAGCGUACAGAGAACUGGUGUUAAUGAAAUGUGUCAAUCACAAAAAUAUCAUUGGCCUAAUAAACGUAUUCAGCCCACAAAAAUCAUUAGAAGAAUUUGCAGAUGUAUACAUUGUGAUGGAGCUGAUGGAUGCCAACUUGUGCCAGGUGAUUCAGAUGGAGCUGGAUCAUGAGAGGUUGUCCUACCUGCUCUACCAGAUGCUGUGUGGCAUCAAACACCUCCACGCUGCCGGCAUCAUACACAGGGAUCUAAAGCCCAGUAACAUUGUCGUGAAGUCAGACUGUACGUUGAAGAUCUUGGACUUUGGCUUGGCUCGGACGGCGGCUACAGGUCUGCUGAUGACCCCCUACGUAGUGACCAGAUACUACAGAGCACCAGAGGUCAUACUGGGGAUGGGCUACCAGGCCAACGUGGACGUGUGGUCAGUGGGUUGUAUUGUGGCUGAGAUGGUCAGAGGUAGUGUGUUGUUCCCAGGCUCUGACCACAUUGACCAGUGGAACAAGGUGAUAGAGCAGCUUGGGACUCCACCACAGGAGUUCCUGAUGAAGCUCAACCAAUCAGUGAGGACGUACGUAGAGAACAGGCCGCGUUACGCAGGAUACAGCUUUGACAAACUCUUCCCUGAUGUCCUCUUCCCUGCAGACUCAGAGCACAACAAACUGAAAGCGAGCCAGGCCAGAGACCUGCUGUCUAAGAUGUUGGUGAUCGACUCGUCUAAGAGGAUCUCUGUGGACGAGGCCCUGAAACACCCCUAUAUCAACGUGUGGUAUGACCCAGCAGAAGUGGAGGCGCCCCCUCCGAAGAUCACAGACAAGCAGCUGGAUGAGCGAGAGCAUACGGUGGAGGAGUGGAAAGACCUGAUCUGGAAGGAGGUGUAUGAGUGGGACGAUUGGACCAAGCAGAAUGGCGUGAUCAGAGGACAACCUCUUUUAGGUGCAGCAGUGAUUGACAGCUCCCCUCAGCACCCCUCGUCCUCCUCCUCAGGCAAUGACGUAUCCUCCAUGUCGACUGACCCCAGUGACCCUAGUGAACCCAGCAUGACCUCUGACACGGACAGCAGCCUGGACAGCCACACCUCUCUGGGAGCACUGGCCUGCUGCAGAUAACAUGCACACACACACACUUCUGUCACAGUAUAUAGUUUAAAACACUUAAAGGGGCAAUCUGCGAUGGCUACAUUUUUUUUCUGCCUUUUUUAUUGAAUGAUAUAUACCAAUUGAUUCUUGAAGAAUAUAAUAUAUAAAUGCUUUUACUCCAUUGUUUGUAAACAAACUCUGUAUAGUCUCAAAACAUGAUUACAUUGUGUUUCCUCCAUUGUUUGUAAACAAUGUAAUUGUAAACAAACACUGUGUAUAGCCUCAAAACAUGGUUAAAAUUAUAAUUUUGAUACUGUAUCAUGGAUGGUCAGUCCUUGCAUCCAUAGCUUUGUUUAUGAAUUUCAGAGCGAUUACAUUUCUCUAGCCCCAACCCUAAGUUGCUUACCAAAAACAGUGGUGGGGUGACUGUUUUAUUGUUGUUUAAACUGCAGAUUGCCCCUUUGUCUGUAAUGAAAUAAAAAUGUUUUUAUUUAUUUUGUAAAUGCACAGCUUUCAUUUGCUAUGUCCCCUAUAUCAGGCAUUGCCGAUUGUGUACAUGCUGUAAAUUACUAUAUUUAUUUAUUUUCUUGUUAGCUUCUGUCCCACCAAGCUGUGUAUGUCUAUGCUGGAAAUGAUAGUGGUUCAAAUCUCACAGUGGAUGGAACUUUUUCCCCUUUUCCCUAUUAGAAAGUGUUUUCUUACAAACACAUACUUAUUUUCUAUUAUAAACUGGGUUGUUCGAGCCCUGAAUGCUGAUUGACUGACAGCUUUGUUAUGUGAGACCGUAUACCACAGGUAUGACAAAACAUUUAUUUUGCAUUAAAUUAAACCAUUAAAUCACCUGGCCCAAAUACCUUUGUCACUUAGUCAUCUUUGUUGCUUUGUUUCUUCAACCAGUGGCCCAUCCCACUUGGCUCUAACCCUUCAAUGUUUGCAGAUCUUUAGGUUUUGGAUAGGUAUGUACAGGUCUGCAAACAUCAAAGGGUUAGGGCCAAGGGGAAGGGACAAAGGCUGCUUAUGUUUUAUUGGCGGGGCCAGGAGUCUUUCCUCAGGUCACAGGACCAGGAAAAACUCCCAGCCCCAUUGAUUUGAUUUAAGUGCUCUUACAGUUCAGGGAUUUUUGAAAGUCGGGACAAUCCUUAACCGGCAGAUAAACUUUAUUUUUAAUGUUUAUUUUGUUGCAUUAUUUGAUCCUAAAAAUUACAUUUAGGGGAAUUUUAUAAGGUGAAAGAUUUGCUUUAUAUUUAUAUUAUAUUUAUAUAAUAUUUUCAAUAUUACAAAUUUCCAUGUUGGCUCUAUGCCUGGAAAUGUCCUUUUCUGGAGCCAAGGGGGGCAAUUUCAAACUCUCCAAAAAAGUGUUUAAAAUUCUUAAAAACGGCAAUAAUGAAUAUUAACUGAAAAGGGAUCUUAGAUAGUUUUUUGCAUUAGACCUCUGACUUAAAGGCAUAUUUCUCUCAAAACUGUGAUUCCUAAAAGAAAUUGUCAGGAGAUUUGAUGAACUCCGUCAGAUUUGUCUACAAUCAUAAAUUAAUCAAGAAUGAUCAGGAUCAGCUACACCUCAUGAACCUUUUCUUAUUGUCCUCAUUACAUAUAGUGCAACAAAACCACUCAUGGUCUGCAAAGUGAUCUACUUUUGAUAGAUUUAAAGAAACAAUAUUGAAAUCAAAGUCUGUCACGUUUUUGUCUAACGUCAACUCCGUCAGAGUGCUGAAAUAUAUUUUAUAAUGGUUAUAUUUUUAUUGGGAAUUUUCAAAUAAAUAGUGUUCUAUAUUUUA